Mangifera indica (mango) is the source of this 1553-nucleotide messenger RNA. Its product is annotated as phosphoglycerate mutase-like protein 1. Lineage: Eukaryota; Viridiplantae; Streptophyta; Magnoliopsida; Sapindales; Anacardiaceae. The coding region runs from base 222 to 1382 and encodes 386 amino acids. Gene Ontology annotation, cellular component: cytoplasm. The transcript has 11 exons. Gene Ontology annotation, molecular function: phosphatase activity. The record is from RefSeq and is a predicted model, not a curated record.
CCAACCAAUAUUGAACUGAUUCAAAAUACAAACUUGAGAGAUUCGUGCUCGGCUCAAUUUUAAUCUAACCAAGUUGCAAGCUUACAGGUGACUUUGCUCCUUCAUACCCCUUCUUCCUCUUCUAAGCCCGGAUCACAAAGGGGCAAUAGAGUCUAAACGGUCCUCUCCGGAGCCUGAGUGCCAAUAAAUAACAAAUACAAGUGACCGGACAGAAAGCAUCAAUGACAACAUUAACAAUUUGUCCAACCGGUUAUUAUUCUCCUAAUUAUAACAAAUAUAAUAAACUUAUUCCUCGAGCAUUCCCGUCCUCUUCUUCUACUUACUUAAUUUUCAACCGGUCCUUCGAGUCAACAGCUCUCACUUCUACAUCCCCUCUCUCUCUUCGCUGCUUCUCCUCUCCUUACCCUGUUGAAGAUAUGGAUGGCGGUGUUGGUCCAACUUUGUAUCCUUUGCAUCGCUGCAAGACUCUUCAUCUGGUGAGGCAUGCACAAGGAAUUCACAAUGUUGAUGGAGAUAAGAACUUCAAAGCAUAUAUGACUCCUGAAUAUUUUGAUGCUCAUCUAACCCAACUUGGCUGGAAGCAGGUUGAAAAUCUGCGUAAGCAUGUUCAUGAGACUGGACUUGUAAAGCGGAUUGAUUUAGUAAUUGCGUCUCCUUUGCUUAGGACACUGCAAACUGCUGUUGGAGUUUUUGGUGGUGAGGGCUAUGAGGAUAGGAUGGAUGUAGUACCACUAAUGGUGGCAAAUGCCGGAAACAGUGGCCGUGCUGCAAUUUCAAGUCUAAACUGCCCACCAGUCAUUGCUGUAGAACUUUGUCGGGAACAUUUGGGGGUUCAUCCAUGUGAUAAGAGGAGAAACAUCAGUGACUAUCAGUUUCUCUUUCCUGCAGUUGAUUUUUCCCUGGUAGAAAGUGAUGAAGAUGUAUGGUGGAAGGCCAAUGUUAGAGAGACAAGGGAAGAAGUUGCUGCUAGGGGAUUGAAGUUCAUGAACUGCUGUUACACCGUUGAAUUUUCUACAAGAGGCUGCAUGAUUUUAUUAAUUGGGAAUCAUGUCAAGGAACAAUUAGUACCAGCAACUAUGGAAAUUACAAUCUUGUGGUUGUGGACACGUAAGGAGAAAGAGAUAGCAAUUGUCACGCAUAGUGGAUUCUUGUUUCACACAUUGACUACAUUUGGAAAUGACUGUCACCCUUCCGUGAAGACAGAAAUAUGCAAACAUUUUGCUAAUUGUGAGCUCCGGUCCAUGGUCAUCGUUGACAGAAGUAUGACUGGAUCAGACACUUCAACGACGAAUUAUCCUGGAAAUAUUCCAUCUAGGUUGGAUCUUCCUAGCGGUGUUGCACAUAAGAAGCUUGAGAAAGAAGAAACCAGUUCAAAUGACUAGUCACUAGUGAAGGAAUUGGUGUUGUUAAUCUAUAUUAAUUCCCUUGUUGGAAACUCUGGUUUCUUUUCUCUGCAUACAUUAAUGGUGAAUGACAUGGGUUGCAAUUUGGAAGACAUGGAACCAACUAUAUUUCGAAGUUUCAAUUCUAAUGAUCUAUAUAUUUUACAUAAA